GAGAGCGAGGAUCCGUGUGGACCACAGCUUGCUGCUGCAGCGGCUGAAGGGGGACGGACACACACACACACACACUGGCCGGCCACACGCAUAUACACACACUCACACAUCAUCAUUUUGUACAGCAUUAUCACACACUCACUGCCGGGGGAGGAAACGGGAGCCGGUUUGCAGCCGACGGUUUGAACCACCCACUGAAGACAGACUGCGGCUGAGAUCACAUCCUCACUGGCAAGGACUGAGAGCAAGUUGGAGUUUUUCUACUCAAGUGUGGAUCCAGACCUCCCUGAUUGAGCCGUUGAAUUUCCAUCGCGACAGAGUCAACCAUGGACAGGAGCUGGAAGUGGGUACCGGGUUUCGGAGCAGUGUUAUUGACACUCUUGAGUCACAUGACCUCAGCGCUGGAAGUGCCUCUUGAUCCUAAAGUGCUGGAAGGAUUGCCACAACCCCCCACUAUAACGCUACAGUCCCCGAAGGAUUACAUCUUUGAUCCGCGGGAGAACAUCGUCAUCCACUGUGAGGCCAAAGGGAAGCCUCAUCCCAGCUUUUCAUGGACAAGAAACGGGACCCACUUUGAUGUAGAGAAAGACUCCAAAGUCCUGAUGAAGCCCGGCUCAGGAACUCUGGUCAUCGACAUCAGCGGGGAGAAAGCCGAGGCCUACGAGGGAACGUACCAGUGCACGGCGCACAACGAGCACGGCACCGCGGUGUCCAACAGCAUCGUCAUCCGGCAGUCCAGGUCCCCCUUGUGGUCGAAGGAGACAAAUGAGGCCAUCGUGGUGCAGAUGGGGGUCUCCCUGGUGCUGUACUGCCGACCCCCUGCAGGGCUGCCCCCUCCGGUCAUCUUCUGGAUGGAUAACAACUUCCAGAGGCUGCAGCUGGAUAAGCGUGUGUCCCAGGCUCUGAAUGGAGACCUGUACUUCUCAAACGUUCUCCCAGAAGACACCAGGAGCGACUACAUCUGCUAUGCGCGCUUCCCUCACACACAAACCAUCCAGCAGAAGCAGCCCAUCUCCGUCACCGUGCUGAACAACAGCCCAGAGGGGGAGCGCCGCCCCGAGUUCAUGACGCCUUUGGGCGCCACCAGCACAAAGAUGGUUCUGAGAGGAGAGACCCUGGAGCUGGAAUGCAUCGCUGAGGGGCUGCCCACUCCAGAGAUCUCCUGGCAGAAGGACGGAGGAGAGCUGCCCAGCACCAGGACGUCUUUCUAUAACUUUAAGAGAACCCUCAAGGUUUCUGAGGUGAACGAAGCCGACGGGGGGGAUUACCGCUGUACCGCCACAAACAACCUGGGCACCGCUCACCACAUCAUCAAAGUCACCGUCAAAGCCGCUCCUUUCUGGGUCAGCGCCCCCAGGAACCUGGUCCUCGCCCCGAACGAGACCGGCAUCCUGACCUGUCGAGUGAACGGAGAACCCAAACCCAAGAUCAGCUGGUUCGUCAACGGAGUCCCCUUAGAGAACGCACCUGAGGACCACAGUAGGAAGGUAGACGAUGACACUGUGAUUCUUAGCAACGUCCAAUCAGGGUCCAGCGCUGUGUACCAGUGUAACGCAUCCAAUGAGUUUGGUUACCUGAUGGCAAACGCUUUUGUGAACGUUCUUGCCGAGCCACCGAGGGUGCUCACUCCACCCAACCGAGUGUACCAGGUCAUCACCAACAACCCUGCGUUACUUCACUGCGCCUCCUUUGGUUCGCCAAUACCAACCAUCACGUGGUUCAAAGACAGUCAGACCAGCAUUAAGAAUGGAGACCCUUAUGUGAUCCAUGAGAACGGCACAUUGGAAAUCCAUGUGGCCCAACCGUUGAACAGCGGGAAGUUCACCUGCAUAGCGACCAACAUCCUGGGGAUCAAAGAGAACCAUGUCUUCCUGGAGGUUAAAGAGCCCACUCGCAUCCUGAAGCAGCCGGAGUACAAGGUGGUGCAGAGAGGAAUGAGCGCUGUGUUCGAGUGUAAAGUCAAACACGACCCCACCCUCAUCCCCACCAUGACCUGGCUCAAAGACAAUACAGAAGUGUCUAAAGAUGACAGGUUUCAGGUGGACGUGGACAGUCUGACCAUCAGAGACGUGGAAGAUGAAGAUGAGGGCACCUACACCUGCGUCAUGAACACCACCCUGGAUCAAGACUCGGCCAGUGCCAUGCUGACGGUCGUAGAGGCUACCCCUACUCCAGCUAUUGUCUACGAGAAACCUGAUCCCCCGUCAGACCUGGAGCUGACGGACCAGACAGGCAGGAGCGUUCAGCUCACCUGGACGCCCGGAGACGAACACAACAGUCCCACAGAGAAGUUUCUGAUCCAGUACGAGGAUCUGCUCCACCAGCCGGGAGUGUGGAUCAACCUGACGGAUGUUUCUGUACCGAGCACCACGGCGCAGUUGAAGCUCUCUCCGUACGUCUACUACUCGUUCAGAGUGCUGGCUGUGAACCGCGUCGGAUACAGCCAGCCGAGCCAGCCCUCCAGCCAAUACAGAACCAGCCCUGCAGCUCCUGAUGACAAUCCAUCAGAUGUGCGUGGAGAAGGGUCAGAGCCUGGGAACUUAGUCAUAUCCUGGAUGCCGCUGACCGGAUUCCAGGCUAACGGGCCCGACUUGGAGUACAGGGUUCAGUGGAGACAGAAGGACGUGGACGACGAUUGGAGCUCAAAGAACGUGGCCAACGUUUCCCAGUUUGUGGUGACUGGAACUCCCACCUACGUGUCCUACGAGAUCAAGGUUCAAGCGUUCAAUGACUAUGGCUCCGCCCCCGAGCCGGAAACAGUGUUUGGAUUCUCUGGAGAAGACUUGCCUCUGUCUGCUCCAGAAAUAGUGCAGGUCAUGGUUCACAACAGCACUCUGGCAGAAGUGCACUGGGAGCCCGUCGACUUCCCCUCUGUCAGAGGGAAACUGCAGGGAUACAAGGUUUACUACCGGCGGGAGCACAGCCUUCAGGACACAGAGGAGGCCUCAGAUCAGAAUGAGCAGGUCCUGACGUUCAGCGGGAAUCGUAGCGAGGGACGCCUGCCGGGCCUGCAGCCGUACAGCCUCUACAACCUCACCAUCAGGGUCCUCAACAGCAAAGGAGAAGGGCCUCCGAGCCCCAGCAAGAAGUUUGAGACCCCUGAAGGAGUCCCGGGGCCUCCAUCCUUUCUGAAUGUCGUUCACCCCAGUUUGGACUCUCUCACUCUGGAAUGGGGCCCACCGAUGAACAACAAUGGACGCCUCGCUGGAUACACACUGAAAUACCACCCAGUCAACACCACUAAGGAGCUGGGGCCGGUGAAGAUCAUGUCGUUCCCGGCCAACGAGACCACCUUCACCCUGGGCAACCUGAACUCCAGCAUGCUCUACAAGUUCUACCUAAGCGCAAAGACAAUCAAAGGCUCUGGCCCCAUCAUCACAGGGGAGGCCUUCACAGUCAUGGACACAACUCGUACUCAGCCCACUGUAGAGACAGGCAAAGGCCCUACAGAGCCCCCUCACCCAACCUCCCCCGUCACUCAGCCUCCGCCUCCCCCGUUUCACAAGGCGCCGCCUGUCGGCCCUGCGUUCGGCAAAGUUAACACGUCCAUGUCGGAGGACGGUGCGGUGAUCAGUUGGGAUUACUUUGGACACCAUAAGAAUGUUUAUGUGGAAUAUAUUGUGGAAAACAGUAAAGACGACUGGAAAAAGGAGUUGGUAAACGGCUCCCACUGGCAUAUGAUAAAGGGGUUAAAGCCAGGGACGUCCUAUAAGGUGCGAGUGGUAGCUAGAGACCCGAGCGACCCGACGGUCCACAGCACGGACGAGGUGUUGGUGGCGGUGCCAGCUGUACCCAGUCGGCAGGUAGACAUUGCCACCCAGGGCUGGUUCAUUGGCCUGAUGUGUGCCAUCGCUCUCCUGAUCCUGGUCCUGCUCAUAGUGUGCUUCAUCAAGAGAAACAAGGGUGGCAAAUAUCCAGUGAAAGAGAAAGAAGACGCUCACCAAGACCCAGAGAUCCAGCCAAUGAAGGAGGAUGAUGGGACAUUUGGAGAGUACAGCGACACGGAGGACCACAAGCCGCUGAAGGGCAGCCGGACGCCGUCCAACGGGACGGUGCGGCGGGACGAGAGCGACGACAGCCUGGUGGACUACGGGGAGGGCGGGGACGGACAGUUCAACGAGGACGGCUCCUUCAUCGGCCAGUACAGCGGCAAGAAAGAGAAAGACACACACGAAGGGAACGAGAGUUCGGAGGCCCCGUCGCCUGUCAACGCCAUGAACUCCUUCGUCUAACCGAAGGGCCCCCGGCGGGCCUGGCUGCGAUACACCUUGUCACCUUGGCAAAUGUGACCAUCCCUGUGGUGACAGUUGCCCCCCCCCCCCACACCCCCUGCCAGCCCCUGUCUGUCACACUGUGACCUCCUCGAAACACACACACUCAACAAAGCAAACACAUCCCACAUGAUAAGCGUUAAAAGAAGGUGUGAAGCGAGGGACGUGAGGAGGGAAGGAGAGGAAGAAGAGGAAGAAGCAAUAUAGAAAAGCAGAAGGAAUGUACCAGAGACUCGGCAGAAGUGUGUGUUAGUGCCAUUUCCUUUUCAAACACGAUGUAUCCAAAUAUAUAUUUUAUCAAAGUACACCACAUGACCCGCAGGCAGGCAUCGAGUCAAAACAUCUGCAUGGAGUAAAUCAUGAUUCUAUUAAGCAUUUUCCCCCCUCCCUCCCCCUUAUGCAGAGUCGAGCCGCUUGUUGAGACUGUAUAUGGUGCACGCCUACUAGCGACUGGGUAUUAUUGUUUCGUUUCUUCAGUCAAAGUGUUAAAUGGCGUAUGAUAUAAUAAGAGAAAAAACGGCGGCGUUGUCUGACAGCGCUGCGGAACAGUGUGACACUAAGUAGCUAGUCUUUUUGAGACGGAUGAACUGUUUGUACAUAUGUAAUAGAAUAAGAAGAAAAUUAUAUUUCAAAGUCGGGGUUGUCCAUUUGUAUUCAUUGGAAACCUGGCUCAAACACUUCGGUCACCAGCCAGACAACUAGUACUCCCACACUUAUUCCCGCUUUCAGCCUCAUGAUUUUUCAACGUUUGCUUGCUUUUGUUUCCUCUUCCAAUCUGUUUCUUUGCACCUUUGCUACCGAGCACUUGUUGAACACAAGCCGAGCUGUGAUUGGCCAGUGUCGUGUCAAGCGCUUCCACCCCUGGUAUCGUGGUACUGCCAGAGCAACGAUUUCCCCCCGACUUUCUGUAAUGGCAGAAAAAAGGACACAGUUACAUAUGAUAAAUGCACCUGAACAGGGUUGAGUGGUACGCACUUUGGGAUGUUUAGAUUUUGAGAACCUCUCAGCACGGUUUCUAGUGCCUUCGUAGAUCCAUAGAGUUACAUCACUUUCCAAACACCACACUGACCUGGGAUCAGUAGUGCUCUUAGGAGUCCAUUAAUACUUUGCAUACACAAUACCAACCCACUCAAAAGACAACUUGGGAAUAAAAUGCUGAUUACAUCCUUUAUUUUGAGCUAUGGUCAACGAGUAAGUAAAGUUCAUGUGGGCAACAGGUGCAAACACGCUACAGCGACCCAAAACACUUGCAUAAGGAGAGACGUGCAGCAGCUGCAAGAACAAUGCAAAUAGAAAAACCCAAAUAUGCCAAACCACAUGCAAAUGUGGAAGAGCAUUUAGAAAAUAUUCACCAACUUGAUGAAACAUGCGAAUACAUGCAUACUCUCGCUCAGAUAGUCUGUUUCACAGUUGUAUGUGUUUAGUCAGUAUAAAGCAUAUGAGACUUCAGCGUGUUCCUCCUAAUGUAAGUGUUUGGGGACGCUGUUACGUGUUUACUGCUGUUGGCCACCGUAGAAUGGAGAAUAUCAAAUAUCAUUACGUUGUUUUUACCAAUUAGUUCAAAUCCGAUAUUGUGUCGAUGACAUAGGGUUGACUAUUGGUGCUAUUACAAAAUACUGAACCAAUAAGAUUCUACUCUUCUGUUAUGCAGCCUUUGAAACACUUCUAAUACCAUAUAACAAUAUCCAAAUAUGUCUAUCUCUUACAUCUUCAUAUAAGAUUUAAAAAGUGGCGGUCAUACACUGGCAUUAGUUGCAAGGAUUAAUUUUCAGCUCUAGAUUAUUAUGAUCUUGUUGACAAUCAAACACCCUUAUCGUACCACCAAAUCACACCAUGCAGCUGAGAAUUUAAGGAAAUGUCUGGAAGGAUCAAAUGAAGCAGAGUCAGAUCAUGGACACCUCAUGAGAAGCCGUCAUCUCCUCGUCAUGUCGCUCCAACAGCACUGAACUACUGCCAACACACUCACCAGGUAACUGCCAACAGGAAGCAGACUCCUCUUAAGAGCGGGGCGAACUGUCACUGGUAGCACUUAGAAAAACGCAGGGGUGGGAAAAAUGAUGCUGAAUGUGGAAAAAAGUGUACGUGUUUAUAUGAAUGAAAAUAUUGCUUGUUUCACUGCAACACACUGGUGACUUUGGUUCAUGCAUUUAACCUUAUAUCUGUGUGUCGUCACGUUCUGAGCGCAGCACUCGGUGAGUUUUUCUAUUCCUGUAAAUGAAUGUGUGAAUGCUUGGGUGCACGAGUGUGUGUGUGUGUGUGUGUGUGUGUGUGUGUGUGUGUGUGUGUGUGUGUGUGUGUGUGUGUGUGUGUGUGUGUGUGUGUGUGUGUGUGUGUGCAGCACAUGCAUGCUACUGUGUUAGGCGUGCGUGAUGUAUAAUAUCGCUUUUCCACGGAGGAUGGUCUAUUAUUCUGAUGUCUACUCAACAGGAAAUCCAAGAGCUUUUUUUUUUUUUUCUCCUUCCAGAUUUUCACUUCUUAGGUUAAUCAUAACUUGCAUCAAGUUUUUACGAUGUGUCAGCUUUCCUCGUGUAGAUAUUUCUGUUGUAUCUUGUAAAUAACGGCUUGACUUGAGAGUGGAGGUGUUGCGGUCAAAGGUGAGAGCUUGACCUCAAUCAGCCCUGGUGCAUUAUGGGUUAGGGUGGCGGUGUGUGAGACGAGACUAUUUACACUUUUCACUCUUCAUUUGCUGUGGAAUUUCUUUUCAUUUCUUCACUUUUUUUUUUUACUUGUCAGGUGAAUUUGCAAAUGUUUAGCCUAUCAGGUACAAAAGGAGAUUGUUUAACUUGUGAAUGAGCUCUUGUGGCACCUGUAUUGUUUCUGUCUCAGACAGCUCAUGCACCUUUUCUGUAUUUUUUAUAAAAAGGCACUCGCUUAAACAGGAUGUGUCAUUUCGAACACAUCUGAGCAUCUAGUCCUACGACGCUGGAAAACUGUCGUUCCAAAUUACACAACAUCCUUUUUAAGAGUGUGCAUUUAAAAAAAAACUAAAAACAAAACUGUGAUUUGAAGGAGGACGCUUAUGCGGACCGGCACAUCGGAGUGUGAAUCCCCAUGGAAACAAUGUUCUAGUGACUGGUGGACAUACAGUAGAAUAUACAGUAUAUGAUAUGAUAUAAUAUGACAUUCUGGUUAAUGUUGAAGCUACAUGAGAAGCAUGAAAGGCUGUCGAAAUGGUUUACUCAACAGUAUAAUAUUGCAAAAUAUUUUGUAUUUUAAAUGAAGUUUAAAAAAAAUGAAAUAAAUGUUGG
Eleginops maclovinus (Patagonian blennie) is the source of this 7519-nucleotide messenger RNA. It is a transcript of the gene nrcama, whose product is annotated as neuronal cell adhesion molecule a. Gene Ontology annotation, biological process: axon guidance; cell-cell adhesion; brain development. The record is from RefSeq and is a predicted model, not a curated record. The coding region runs from base 327 to 4232 and encodes 1301 amino acids. NCBI's taxonomy places the organism in Eukaryota, Metazoa, Chordata, Actinopteri, Perciformes, Eleginopidae. Gene Ontology annotation, cellular component: axon; plasma membrane. The transcript has 33 exons. Gene Ontology annotation, molecular function: cell-cell adhesion mediator activity.